Molecule: messenger RNA, 255 nt
Organism: Colletotrichum fioriniae
Lineage: Eukaryota; Fungi; Ascomycota; Sordariomycetes; Glomerellales; Glomerellaceae
Source: RefSeq, a predicted model, not a curated record
AUGUCUAGCCGCCGUACCCGCGACCCUCCCGUCGAUGAAGACGAGGAUCUUGCUGGCAAUGCUCAUCUCCUCACUCCCAGUGUGACCUUGGAGUCCAGCAAUCCUAGCCUGUUCUACGAGCCUACUCGUGCCAACUUGAUCCGCCUCCGCGAGAAUCCCGCUGUCGCCAUUGCUUGGGAUAGACAUACCGGCCGCAUGAAGAUUGCUGGCUCUCAAGAUGAUGUCGAGAACGCCGUCUUCGAUGGUCCCUAUUAA